This is a messenger RNA of Punctularia strigosozonata HHB-11173 SS5, 1429 nucleotides long. Its product is annotated as alpha/beta-hydrolase. The record is from RefSeq and is a predicted model, not a curated record. NCBI's taxonomy places the organism in Eukaryota, Fungi, Basidiomycota, Agaricomycetes, Corticiales, Punctulariaceae. The transcript has 3 exons. The coding region runs from base 308 to 1327 and encodes 339 amino acids.
GGAAAACACGCGCUCACAAACACACCGCCCAAUCGUGGCGCGUAAAUGUGGGGGAUGUGGCUUCAUUCACAUGCAAGACCGACGAUAUUGAUCGUGAAGUGUCCGAUGACAAGCGUAUAGUCCGGCACCGGAGGGCUGCGGAUCAGAGAUGACAUACAGCUGAUACCUCGGGACACGCGCUUUAUCAUCUCAGGUUCUGCCCAGACAUAAAGAUGGCGAGGCCCGACUCCGUAACGGUCACGAACACCCAGUAGCGUGCAGAAGCCACCCCAUACCUCUGUCGACUCAUUCCAACUCGUCGUCAAACAUGUCUUCCACCGCUAAAACGCUCACCUACUCGCACGUCGACGGCAUCGACGUCAAGCUUGACCUGUACGCCCCAGACGCGACUGGCUCCGCGCCCGUAUUCAUAUGGUUUCACGGCGGUGGUCUCUUCUGCGGCUCGCGUGACGACGACCUAUUCCCGGCAUCGCUUCUUGGAAGUAUGGGACCUGAACGUAUCGCCCCACUAGACGCGGCACAUAAGCGCAACUGGAUCUUCAUCUCUGCCGACUACCGUCUCCUCGUUCCCUCCACGGGUCACGACGAGCUCGCCGACAUACGCGCUCUCUCCUCCUUCCUCAACUCCGAUGCCUUCCGCGCCGCGCUCCCCUCCGGCCUCGUCCCCUCUGGCGUGACCUUCGUCUCCGGUGGCUCCGCAGGCGGGUACAUGGCACUCCAAUACGCCCUCCACGCAUCCCCGAAGCCUAAGGCCGUCCUCAACCUCUUCGGCAUGACCGACCUUCUCAGCGACCACUACGUCCGCCCGCACCCCGAAGGCCUCCGCUUCUUCGGCGGCUUCCACCCCUCCUUCCCCAAAUUAGACCAACUCCUGCGUUCCCCCGUGUCCGCGUACUCGCCCGUGCGCGUCCCCUCGUUCGAUACUCCAGAUGGCCGGAACGUCCUCAUGCUGCACGCGCUCCAGGAUGGGAUCGUCCCGGACUACCUCAUGACCCGCCCGGGACUGAGCGCGAAGCUCGGCGCGCUAUCCACGCCCGAAGAGCGUGCCGCGGCCCUCGACGAGGGUGACCGGCCCCUCUUCCCGUUCCUGCGCGCGGCCGAGCUCCCACCGGUCGUCUCGGUGCACGGCGUGGCGGACACGGCGGUGCCGUUCGCCGACAGCGAACACCUGAAGCAGCUCCUCGACGCGGCCGGGAUCAAGAACGAGUUGUUCCCGAUCGCGACUGGGGAGCACGGCCUUCUGGAUAAGGACAACCUGGGCGCGCUGGCCCCUGGGGCGGAAGAGGCGCAAGCGAGGGCGCUGGAAUUCCUUGCGAGCACUCUGUAGGACUGGAUAGAAGGAGAUUGUAUAAACCGGAAGGAACCUAGUAAAUAUAUCGGUAUAUAAGUAUCAUAUUAUGCCAAUGCAGGAAUCAGCGAUGCACGUUAG